Molecule: messenger RNA, 7881 nt
Organism: Hypanus sabinus (Atlantic stingray)
Lineage: Eukaryota; Metazoa; Chordata; Chondrichthyes; Myliobatiformes; Dasyatidae
Product: tau-tubulin kinase 2-like
Exons: 16
Coding region: 287-4312 (1341 amino acids)
Biological process (GO): cilium assembly; peptidyl-serine phosphorylation; signal transduction
Cellular component (GO): ciliary transition zone; ciliary basal body; cytoplasm
Molecular function (GO): ATP binding; protein serine/threonine kinase activity
Source: RefSeq, a predicted model, not a curated record
UAAGAGGUUGCGGCAACCAUGGAGGGAGGAGGAGCGGCAGCGGCAGCCGCCGUCUGACUGAGGGGACGGACUCAUUACCCUCUUUUCGCCCCCUCGCUGGGCGAUGGAACAGGGACGGCACAAAAGACCCCGCCGCUUGUAACGUUAGGAGCGGGCGGCGGGGGCAAAAGCGGGUGUUGGAGAUGUCGAGCUGUUUCACAGAUUAAAUGGAACCAACCUUUGCAGCUCUGAAGAUCCAAGCUGACUUGUGCACUGUAUAGCACCUAUUCCAAAAGGGACCACAAUCAUGAGCGGGGGAGGCGAGCAGCCCGACAUAUUGUCUGUCAGUUUCCUAGUAAAAGAACGAUGGAAAGUGUUGAAAAAGAUUGGAGGCGGGGGCUUUGGUGAAAUCUAUGAAGCUGUGGACUUCUUGACCCAGGAAAAUGUUGCUCUCAAGGUGGAGUCAGCCCAGCAACCAAAGCAAGUUCUCAAAAUGGAAGUUGCUGUUUUGAAGAAACUGCAAGGGAAGGAUCAUGUUUGUAGAUUUAUUGGCUGUGGAAGAAAUGACCAAUUUAACUAUGUUGUUAUGCAGCUACAGGGGCGAAAUCUUGCAGAUCUACGUCGCAGUCAAUCACGUGGUACCUUUAGCAUCAGCACUAUUCUACGACUGGGAAAACAAAUUCUUGAAGCAAUAGAAAGUAUUCACACUCUAGGCUUCCUUCACAGAGACAUCAAACCUUCAAACUUUGCAAUGGGCCGGUUUCCAAGCACCUGUAGAAAGUGUUUCAUGCUGGAUUUUGGUUUGGCACGACAGUUCACGAAUUCCUGUGGAGAUGUUAGACCUCCUCGGGUGGUGGCAGGGUUCAGAGGCACAGUGCGCUAUGCAUCAAUCAAUGCACAUAAAAACCGGGAAAUGGGCCGACAUGAUGAUCUCUGGUCCUUAUUUUACAUGUUGGUGGAGUUUGUUGUUGGGCAACUACCAUGGAGGAAGAUAAAGGAUAAGGAGCAAGUAGGCCUAAUAAAAGAAAAAUAUGAUCACCGCCUUAUGUUGAAGCACCUCCCACAAGAGUUUGCUUCAUUUCUGGAGCACGUCCUCUGUUUAGAUUAUUUCACAAAACCAGAUUAUCAGUUGUUGAUGACUGUGUUUGACAACAGCAUAAAAACACAUGGGGUUGUUGACAGUGAUCCUUUUGACUGGGAGAAAGCUGGGAUGGAUGGAUCUUUUACUAUGAUAAGCACCUCUACUACUCCUCAGCUACAUACACGACAGACUCCCGCUGCUCUGGGAAUUGCUAAUGCUUCACUGGUGCCAGGAGAUCUGAUGAAAGAAAACACUGAUGAGGUAUUGCAAGAUGAGCAGCUCAGUGAUGGGGAGAAUGCUAUCCCAGACAUAAUUUGCCCUGAAAGGAUGGCAGAGUCUCAAGGAUCUCAAAACCCACAGACUCCCUAUGUUGGAGAGAAGGAUGUUUGGGAAGAAAUGGACAUUAACAGGAACAAAAUGAAGACCUCUGGCUGUAAGGGGGUCACUGAGGAAGAGACCAGUCAUGGUGCUGGAAAUGUGCCUCCAAAUGGGCCAAGCCUGGGAUCCCCUGUGAAGGUACGCUCUGAGAUUUUGCAGCCAGAUCGAGAUAUGCGAUUGUUAAGGAAGUUGAAAUCAAUUCACAACUUUGAGUUUGAAAAACAUCUCACCUUGGAGCCAAAGCCUAGCACAGAUAAAUUCUUGGAAGCUUGUUCCACAAAGGUCAAAGAAGACUUACUGAAGGAUGUUGCUGCUUCUCAGCCUCGGAAGGUCUCUGCUGUAGUUCGUACUGACAGAGUUUGGCACUUUGAUGAAGAAUACCUUCCAGACAGUACAAAGCCAGUGUCUUUGGGUUCUCCUGAACACGGGGAUGGUGUUGUUAGCAAUGGCUUUGUAGCACUCAAUUUAAGCUCCUGCAGGCAGGAGGUUGACUCUAAGGAGUGGGUCAUUGUGGACAAGGAACGUGACCUCCAGGGUUUCAGAACAGACGAAUGCCAGAGCCAGAAAUUAACUAGUCCAACUGGACGAACAGAUGAUGAGGAGCCAGAAGUCCUAGCAGUUGAUUCUCCUCAAGUUGAAGGAUUACAGUUGGUCAAAGCUGUUUCAAGCAAAAGCAUGGGAUGUCCAAGGUCACCAGAAGCAAGGAGAGAGCAGCUGAACACAACUCAUUUGCCACAUCCCAACACUCCAAGGAAGCAGUGUCCCUUCCGACCCCCAAGCCCUGUAGCAUUGUUAUCCUCAGAUUUGGAUCCACUUCACAGGAGGCAGUCAGAUUUGCACAGGAGACAGUCAGCUGAGAACAAUUUACGCUGCCCAGGUCGCAGGCAGCUUCCCUUCCUUCCAGGCAACACCAAGCUGCCUUCUAUCAUUCGCAUCUCCAAAGCUCAGCUCCAACAGAUAACAGCAUCUAAGCCUGCAGUAAUGGCAACACAGGCUGCCUCUGUGGUAACAGAGUGCAAAGAGCAGGGAGAGACUGAUCGACGUUCAAUAGAACACACCACUAACCAAAACCAGCAAGCCCGUUUUUCAGAAGAGAAAUCAAAGCCGACUGUGGCUGUACAUAGCCUGUUGUGUAAUGGUACUGCCAGUACUGACCAUAAGCUAGAAGUGGACAAAGGUACAAUUCAAAGGGAAGAGUCUAUCAGGACUGGUGAAGUAGGAAGCAAUAACCAAGGCAAGAUAAUUGCAAAAACUGGUGUUCAUUCUGAGCACAACAGAGAUGACUGUUUCAAUUCAGCUCAAGAAGUUGAAUGUAAAGACAACCAAAUGAUUUCUAGGGAUGGAGGAAUUCAUCCUGAUGAAGGCCAGAACUCUACAGCUGAAGAUGAAUGCUUGGAGAAGCAGCAACAGAUAAGUGAUAAAUGUUUGCUAUCAGCACAAUUAGAGAGCUUGAGUUCUGUGCAAAAACAUGAAGAGAUUAAAUCAUCUGUUGAUUGCUUAAAUGAUAUAGCUAGUCCAGUCAAAACUGGUGAAAUGCUUUCAGUCAAAGAUGGGGAUGCUUUAUUUAAGUCUGUGGAAUAUACAAAGUUUGUAAUAGAUGGGUUUAAAGAUAAACUUCAUGACCAAGAAGAAAAUGGCUUUUGUAAGUGUAUUGAAGGUGAGACAGAUAAGGAACUACCUGAUUCUAGCAUUUCAUAUGAACGUGUAAAGGAAUUGCUUCAUGCUGCAGUAUCAGAGCAAGAAAACUGUGCCAAUAAUGUUAUGACUGACGGGUGUGAAGUGGGCUACAUUUCUGAGAUGAUGCAGAGAAAGAUUCAGGAACAGAGCAAUCUUUCAGAACUAAGUGGAUUCAGAAAUGGAGACUUGAUUCACAUCUUAACAGUUGGUGACAAUUCACUCCAUACCAAGAAGGUUGAAGGCAAAACUUCCCUUCUCCGGCAAAGCCGCAUCCCAGUGCUUGCAUCUGAUGCGGAAGUUACCGCCGAGUCAUCAGCUCCUGUCUCAGCUAAAGAGAAACUCCUUCAAAAAAAGGCUCAUCAAACAGACUUAACAAGACAGUUAGUUGAAAAGAGACAACAUACACUCAGAACGUCUCUUCUGGGUGAUCUGUCAUCUACUUCUGAAAAAUCCCCAGAAGAAAAAAUGUCUGUCCCGUCAGUGACUUUGUCAGAUGAUGGAAGCCCUUCAGGACCUUUGACAAAACCUGGAAAUGAGGUACAAUCGGACAAACAGACUGAUGAGGAAUCUCUCCUAACCAGCCUUCAGUCCCGAAGAAGUAAAAUCCCAAGACCAGUUUCAUUGACCAACACAGAACAAGCCCCUACUUCAACAUCAGCCCAAUUAGUCCCAAGGCCACCUCCAGGCAAGCCACCAACUAGACCAAGUGUGGAGGUCAGGUUACGACGAUAUAGAGUUGUUGGAAGUGGUAGCUCCGACUCUGAUCUACUAACCCAUCUUGCUCAAAUCCUUCAAAAUGGAUCCCAAAAGACCAGAAGCCCCCCACAAUCCAAAAGCCCACAAUCUCCUCGAAGUCCCAAAACUCCACCCAAAAGUCCAGUGAUCCCCCGACGGAGUCCUAGCGCUUCGCCAAGAAGCACCUCACUGCCACGCACUGCCAGUUCCUCCUCUUCACGUGGCCGCCCGUACACAGACCAGAGAAGCUCAUCACCACAUUUUGCUAGGAGCCACUCCCCUCCCAGUUACUCUGGGUCCUCGCCCUCCCGGAGAAGCUUUUUGCAGGAGCAUGGCUGUGGUAAACAGGGCAAAAAUAGCUUGAAGGGACCUGGGAGUCCCCACCACUUGUGUCAAAGCAAAUCCACAAAGGGAAAGUGCUCAGGCCGAGACGGCAAAAUGUCAAGUAAACUCAGCAGAUAAUAAUUUCUACAGUCACUGUCCACGUGUUCUCCUGUCCACUACCCAAGUGCUCUCCCUCUUCAACCAACACUUCCCCCACUUUCUCCCCUCCCCUUUCUCUCUCCCCCUUUCUCUCUCCCCCUUUCUCUCUCCCCUUUCUCUCUCCCCCUUCUCUCUCCCCCUUCUCUCUCCCCCAUUCUCUCUCCCCCCAUUCUCUCUCCCCCUUUUCUCUCUCCCCCACUUUCUCUACCCCCCCCCCUUUCUCUCCCCCCCAUUUGCAUGUUGCUCCACAUUUUAAAGUAUUUCUGACUGGACAAGAUCUUUGUGAUUUUUGAACAGGUACCGCUUUAUAUAAAAUUGAUAUAAUUGCACAGUAGUUAAUUCUGUGCAAUAUGCUGCUAGAUUUUAUUUUGGCUUCUGCUGCCUUGAGCUACUUGAGUAGGAAAUACUAGGCCAGUACUUCCAUCUUUAUCUUGUGUACAGUGUCCUCCUCCAAGACUUGACCUUUCCUUGUGCCAUUUGCAAUUGAGGGAGACCUCAGGAUCAUAAUUAGUAGGAAGGCUGCUGUAGUAUUUUUAAUCGCCAAUGUUUUUGCCAUCUUUUUAUGAUAAUGUCAACUGUGAGUUUUUUAAUGUACAGUGUGUCUAGAUAUAAAUAAAAUUUAAGUAACUGAAUUGAUUCACGAUUCAUAGGAAGUAGUUAAAAUCAAAGUAGAGUGCAAACGUUUGUUGCAUACUGACAUCUGACAUGAGUGGUGUAGUUUUCCUGUUUUGUAAUUGUCUUAUAGAAUUAGAAGGCAAAAUCUCAAAUUACCUCUGUUAAAAUGAUAUAACAUAUUAGUUCUUUGAAAAUGAGCAUGAAUAGUGAUGUGGUGGUGGCGGGUUAGGAGGGUGUUUGACUGGGGUGGGUCGGAUGCCGGGGGGAGGGCAGGUGGGGAAUGGGGGUGAUCAAUAGGCCUCUAUUUGACCCCAUUAUUCUAAGUCCAGUCCCAAUAGCACACUCCAGGUUCAAAGGCAACUUUAGAUGUAACCCCUUCUUUCUAAAAUAAACAGAAUAGGGAAACCUUUGCUUUAUGUGUUUACUAAUCUACCUUCCUUGUUACCACUGUAACAUCAGACAUCAUGCAAACACAUAAUCAAGAGGAGGAAAAUUAAUAAGCCAUUGAUUUGGUAGUGAUAAAUCAACAAAAUUAAGAUAAAGCAUUUAAAGUUUAAUAAUUUUGCAUAAACUAAUACCAAUCAGCAUUUGAAUACCAUGUGCCUGUCUACAACGCGUUAAUGUAUCUUGACUCUAUAUUACUUUGCUACCAAGGCAAAAUCUGUGGUUGAAGGAAGAAGAAUUCUUUGAAAGAAGCUUGUCAUGCGAUGCCUGAUUAGUAAAUGGAAAUUGUUUCAGCCAUCACUUUUUGUUUGUUUUCAGUGGGCUUAAGUUAUUUAGUAUGUAAUAUUUUCCAUCUGUGUUGUAACAUGCCAGCUAACUUAAAGUUGUAAGCUUUUCAAUAACCAGCUUGAAUGCUUAAAACAAAUUGAAUUCCUGCUUUAUGUUUGUGUAUUGUAUUGUAAAUGUUAACUAUAACUGCAUGUCACUUGCUAAUAUAUAUUUAUGAAUUUCAUAUCAAUUAAACAGGCUGUAAGAUUGUUUUCGCAUGCCUGGAUGCUACUUACUUUACAGUUUUCCCCUGCAUGUAAAACCUGUAUCAUAAUGGAGAAUAUGCACUACAAGAUAAAACUUUUAAAAUUAACUACUUUUAAGAUGUGAAACAGCAGAGGUAACAGGUCUGUUAAUCCCACAGGGCCUAUAAUUGUAUCAGGAAGGGGGAAUAAAUAGAAAACUUUUCUGUGACUAAACCAUAAAGGCAAAUAAAAAAGUAAUACACAAAAAUGCUAAACAAGUAUUAUUUAUAUCGAGUGCCCACUAAGUGUACAACUGUUAACCCUUAAGCAUGGACAUUUUAAACCUGCAAAUAUCCUGUUUUGAUUUCCUUUGAACGCAGUAUUUCACUGAUGCUCUUAUCAUGUAGUUCUUUUCCAAAAAAAAGUCAAAAAGUAUGUAGUGUUUUCAGAACAGAUUUUUUAAAAUAAAAAUCAAACAUAAAUGGGGUGGGAGCUGCAGAUGUCUUUGAAAGAAUAGAAGCUCUUUACUGUAGCCACAGUAGGAACUAUGACAGAUUUAACCAGGUUUGGUUAGCUUCGUGCAGCAAGAAUUGAAUAGUGUUACUUCUACUGAAUUCAAGUAGAGGAUGCAGCAUCAUACACCUGCUCAAAGUGGAAUUACUGCACUUCUAAAUCUGUAGAUCGAAGUGACUCAAUUAUUGAAUUAUCACUCAUAUUGUUGGAAUAGUAAUCUAGGCUAAUGAUAUUACAUGUAAAUUUAUAUCAAGAUAAUGUUCAGACACAAAAUAGUAAAUCAUUAUGCAUGUAUUAAUUAAAAGUUAAUCUGUAGUCAUUUCAAACUUUGUAUUUUAUGUUAAUAAUUAAGAGACAAAGAGUUACCAAAUUGCUGAUCUCCCUCAGUCUGUCCACUUUAGCUAUCUUGAGCUUUAUGUACAAAUUGUGUGCACAAAUUGACCAUGACAUGAGCAAGUGGUUGCAUUCAAGGUGCUAAAAGAUAUUUAAUAUUUUUUUUCGCAGCCCCAAUUUCCUUUGACAAUGUUUGCUUUACUUCUGUUGGUCUUGUUGUUGAACUGCUCUUGGGAGUAUAUAAUAUGAUUUACAUAAGAUUUUUAAAAAAUGUAAAUGGAAAGUGGGCUCCAUGUAGGUCUAUCAAACUUCCUUCCGAGUAGAAGACUGUACAUAAAUAAACUGCAAAGCUCAAGAUAUGGGCAACUUGGCUACAUAAUAUGAAGAGGUGCAGAUACAAGAGGUGUUUUGCUAUUACCAAGUAUUUACAUGUUCUGUAACUGUUAAGCUGAAGAACAAAUUGCUAGGUAUUUCACGUGAUUAUUUCUAUUCAUUGUUUUUGUAGUUAAAAGAAUAAUAUUUCCAAACUUAAAUUGCAUCUGCUUGGUGCUUUGAAUUUCAUUGCACAACUUGAAAGGAUGGGAAAUAAAGAUUUUAAUGCCUUUUAUGCUACUUUUGAUUAUCUUGACCGAGAAGUUGUGAUCUGUUUUAUGGAGCCCUAUUUAGCAUCAACGUAAUACUUUACAAAAGCAACGAUGAGUAUGAAAUGGUCUGGCAGGUUUCAUGUUCUGCAACGUAUAUGCAGAUAAACAAAUGACAUAUGUUGUUUAAAGUUUGGGUGUACAUAAAGAUGUAAUUAUUUGAUUUCUUUGAUUUGUAUCAUAUCAAAGCCUUGUACAGUGAUUUAUGUUGUGUUCUAAAAUUAUUUUAUAUUUUAUUUUUCUAAACCAGUAAAAUAAAAUAAUCACUAAGCAUGCCAACAUAUAAAUAUCUGUUGUCUAGUGUAUUGCAAUAAAAAAAGGCUGAAAAUAAUGGAUUGUUUUUUUUAUUAAUCCACACCCAAUAUAAUCUUUGCCUCCUGUUCUCAUUUGAUUUGUGUUUUGAAGGGCAUUUAUCUGUGGUAUGGAAAUUUAAGUAUAAAGCCACUAUUUUAAUGACCCAUCUACUUUCAAUCAUCCAAAUAAAAUUGAA